AUGUCGAACCUCACCGUUGGUGAGUUUUAUAAAGAGCUCGUCGAUUUCAAGUCACGAGACUUGGAGACUGUGGAAGGCACAUUCUUUAUUGUUGCUUUCAUUUAUGGACUCCUUCUUUUCAUUCAUUUCUGCCUCCAAAAAUACCUGAAGACCGCCAAAGAAGAGACUGACCUGGAAAGUGUUCGUUUCCGUAUAAACUCCAUCUACCGUUGGCACGAAUGGGUUGUGAGAGUGAUGAUUGUCUUGUUAUCCGGUUUCGCGUUGACCAGACACCUCGGCUUCCAGUGGGCUUUUUAUAUUUUUAUCACAUCUACACCUGUCAUUGCUCUCGUCAAAAUGCUCAAUGAAAUAUUCACAAUCGUCAUCUCAUUCUUCUCAAUCACCGUAUUCUUCUCGGACCUUCCGGAUCACGCCAGAAAUCUUGUUCAGCUACCGAAAUACUUCUAUAGCUCGUUGAUCCUUGUGGUUGCUCAAAUUGUACUUUUCAAAGAAUUUUGUAUGCUGCUCUGGGUCAUCCUGAUGUACUUUUUGAAUAUCGACUAUGCAGUGGAGUUCUUUUCUCACUACAUCGGACUUUACACAUCAAUUCAAUUACUAUUCUGGGCCAGUAUUCUCAUUCGUUAUACCUACCGUGAGGCUUGGCAUGAUAUGGAUAUUUCUAAGCAGAUUAUGGCUCAGCAAGCCUAUCUACUUGCAGCUUUUAAGUUGCCAACUAUGAUGAUUGCAUUCUCCUUUUUCUUUCGUGUAGUCGACAAUCAAGUUUUCAUCCUCAUGCUCAUGACGAUGGAUAUGAUUACUUUACCAAUCGCCGUCCGAUUUUUUGAAGUCUACACUUGCUUCAAAAUGAUGGAUGCGGUUUCUCAAAAGAACGCCAUUGCUGAUUGCAACAAGUCAUAA
Molecule: messenger RNA, 897 nt
Organism: Caenorhabditis remanei
Lineage: Eukaryota; Metazoa; Nematoda; Chromadorea; Rhabditida; Rhabditidae
Exons: 4
Coding region: 1-897 (298 amino acids)
Source: RefSeq, a predicted model, not a curated record